CAUUUUCUUUUCUCAAUUGUCUUUGUCUCUCCUAAUUAGAUUAUCUUUUGAUUGUGAUUUAAUUUUUAUCCUUUAAUUGUAAUUAAUGUCUCUGUGGUUUAUUGGUUAGAUCAUCAAUUUGAAACUGAUCAUUUGAUGAUCUCUAGUGAUCAUCAACACCUACGCUUCACUUGUUACCAAUGAGUUUAGUUGUCUAUGUACAUGGAAAAUAACUUGUCAAUUUUGAUGGAAAAGUCAAUAGAUUAUCACAAAGGUUGAAACAAUAACAACAACAACUAAACCAAAAGCAAUAUAACAUAACAAGUGCGAAAAUAUUUUCAUUUGAUUGAUAACAUUUUGUUUACUAUUAUCAAAUUAAAUCCAGUUGGUUGUUUUUAAUUUUAUCUAUUGUGUUUAAUGUGUGUAUGUGUAUGUGUCAACUGAGAUCGUCAUGAAUAAAUCGUCAACAAUUUAUCAGCAACUUUGUGGAGACCAACAGUUGAAUAUAUUCAAUCCUGAUGGAUCUUCACUUUCUUAUUGUUUCCUUCAAAUGUUCAUUGAGAUUCCGAUUCAUUUUAUCGUUGCUCUCAUCUCAACUUUAUUAUUAUCAGUUCACCGGGUUCCUGAUAGUAUUCAUGUUACACAAAACUGGAUCAAAUGGAUGACCCAUGUUUUCAGAUGGACUUUAGCUUUAACUGUGAUAUGUUUUACUUUCCUUGAAUAUUGGUCACUACCCGAUGGUAAACAUCCCCCUGACAUUGUCUAUAUUACCAUGGGAAUUAAAGUAAUAUCCUGGCUUAUGGUCUCAAUUGUUACUUACAAAAUAAUCAAAUAUUCACCUUUAACCAGAUUCAACAAUCUUUCAUCUCUCAUGUUACUCAUGCUUUCAGCUUUCAUCUCAAAUGGACUUCACCUUGAAUGGGUUAUUCGAGGAUCUUCAUCUCUUUUCUCAUCUUCACCUUCCCCUUACCUUUUGUUUAUCGUCUCAUAUAAUGUAAUCGCCAAUCUAUUAUUCACCUUAACUUUAUUACCUCGAUUCAAUCGAUGGUCAAUAUUUAAAGGUCAACUAUUCGAUACUGAUUUACAAAAUCUUCUCUCUCAAUCCCAACCGAUGUCAACAUCAUUCUCAGCCCAUUGUAACCUUGAUAAUCACGAAACAACCAACAUCUUAAGUCACUCCUUCUUCUCAUGGGUUAAUCCACUAUUAACCAAAGGAUUUAAUCAAAAAAUUAAGACUUCCAAUGAUCUAUUUCCCUUACCAAACAGUUUAACUGCUAAUAUAUCAUACGAGAAAUUGUUCAAUUCAGCUGUAACCAUUUCUCCGGAUACUUAUUCCAAUAAUGAAUUUAACUUGGUCCUUUGGAGAUCUUUGUUCAAAGCUUUCGGACGAUCUGCCCUGAUCACUGCAAUUUACAAGAUAAUUGCCGAUAUAUUUUAUUUUGGUGGACCUUUGGUAUUGGAAAAAUUGAUUAUCUAUAUUGAAGAUGAAAAUUCAACCCGAAGCAAUGAAGGUUUCUAUUAUUGUGCCUUCCUCUUGGGUUCAACUUUAAUCUCUUCAAUAAGUAAUAGUCUUUACAAUUUUCAAUCGGCUAACAUUUCACUUAAAAUUACCAGUGGAAUUACCAAUUUAAUUUAUCGAAAAUUGUUAAACGUUCGUAGUGAUUCAAUGGCAUCAACUUUCAGCUCUGGAGAGAUAAUUAAUUUCAUCAGUACCGAUGCUGGUAGAGUGACAAACUUUUACCCAUCAAUUGUUGCCUUUUUAACUUUACCCUUGCAACUUACAGUUACACUUUAUUUACUUUACCGUCAACUUGGUCUUGCUUUUCUGGCCGGACUUUUACUGACCCUCAUCAUUAUCCCGAUAAACAAAGUGAUCUGUGAUAAGAUUGGUUCCCUUAACAGUUCCCUACUUCAUUGGAAGGAUAAUAGGAUCAAACUUAUGUCGGAAAUGUUAUCAGCAAUUCGAUUGGUGAAAAUGCAAGCCUGGGAGAGAGUAUUUGAAAUACGCAUUGGAAUAAUUAGAGAAAUGGAAAUGAAAUAUAUGAAAAAGAUCAAAUAUUUCGACGCUCUUUGUGUCUAUUUCUGGGCAACAACUCCCGUUCUCAUUUCGAUAUCUACAUUUACCACUUAUGUCCUUCUUGGAAAUGAAUUGACCGCUGCCAAAGUGUUCACCAGUUUAGCUUUAUUCAAUAUGCUGAUUAAUCCUCUGAACGCAUUUCCCUGGGUUCUCAGUGGUAUAAUUGAAGCUCGAAUCUCCGAGAGAAGGAUUCAAAAAUUUCUCAACCUAAAAGAAAUGUAUCCACGUUCACAUUACACUGGCUGCCUUAAGGGGGAAAUUAAACUUAACAGUGUUGGAAGUUUCUUCAAAAGAGAUGCAUUAGUUGACCAUCGAUUUACUCUUGGACCUAUUGAUUUGAUGGUUAAAUCGGGUGACUAUGUUGGUAUUGUGGGUUCUGUUGGUUCGGGGAAAAGUUCACUUUUCAGUGCGAUUAUUGGUGAAAUGAGUCGAACCUCUGGAACUUUUCAAAUAAACGAUCAUGACCUAAUCAAAGGAAUUGGUUAUGUACCUCAAGAUCCAUGGAUACAAAAUACAACAGUAAAAGAUAAUAUUCUUUUCGGUCAAAUCUUUGACCCAUCUAAAUACAAUUCUGUGAUUGAUGCUUGUGCUCUUAACGAAGAUCUCAAGAUGCUUCCAAAUGGCGAUGCUACGAUGGUUGGUGAUCGAGGAUUCACUUUAAGCGGCGGUCAAAAGGCUCGAAUCGCUUUGGCUCGAGCUGUUUAUCAAGAUUUUGAUAUUUAUCUUCUAGAUGAUCCAUAUUCAAGUGUUGAUGCUCAUGUUGCUGAACACAUCAGAAUCCAUUGUAUCAAUGGUUUAUUAUCUUCCAAGACUAAAUUGGUGUCAACUCAUCAUACAGAAUAUUUAACCAAUGCCCAGUUAGUUAUCGUUAUGGACAAUGGAUUGAUGAUUGAAAAAGGCAACACUGAUAUACUUUCAUAUGUUAAACCCAAAGAAACAACUAAUUUAGUUACUGAAGAUAAAGAAAUCGUUGAAUCGACUCAUGAAACAGAAAAAUCGUUGGAAGAAGCUGUUGAAAAGGGUCAAGUUAAACUUGACAUUUACCUUAAUUAUUGGAAAUCAAUUGGUCAUUGGCUUGCAUCGUUAACUCUUAUACUUUUCACUUGCAUGCAAAUAUCUCGAACUGCGUCAGAUUGGUGGUUAAGUCAUUGGACAACCUCAAUUAAGGAGAGAAACUCAUCAAGCUUAAAUGAUGCCGAAAACUAUUUAGGUGUUUUCGCUGGAAUUGCAAUAAUCAAUUCACUGUUUACUUUAUUUCGAGCGUUUUUCUUUGCAUUUGGUGGUAUCACCGCUUCCAUAUCCAUUCAUUCAAUUUUGCUCAAAAGCACUUUAUCAUCAACGAUUUCCUUUUUCGACACAACUGCAUUUGGUCGUAUAAUUAAUCGCUUCUCAUCAGAUAUAACAAACAUCGAUGAUCGAUUACCAUUCAAUUUGAAUAUCCUUCUAACCCAAAUUUUCAGCUUAGCGGCUUCGCUAUUUGUUACAAUUUACGGAAUCCCUUGGACGGCCGUUGCGGUCGUACCUUUAUUCAUUCCUUAUUUUUUCAUUCAGAAAUACUAUCGAUGGACCUCCCGGGAUAUUAAACGACUUUGUGCUGUUAGUCUUUCGCCAAUUUAUUCACAAUUAGCAGAAACAAUCAAUGGAAUCAGUGUUAUCCGUUCGUUUGCUGCAACCAACAGAUUCAUAACUGAUUUCGUUGAUAAAAUUGACAUUUCAAAUACUUGUCAAUAUGCAUUUUCGGCGGCUUCUCAAUGGUUAAACAUUCGUCUUCAAGUUCUUGGUGUGAUCUUUUCCUGUGGUGUUGCUUUAACUGCAGUUAUCUUACAUUAUUUUUCACUGGUCCAAGUAAACGCUGGUCUUGUAGGUCUUGCUUUGGCCUAUUCAUUAACGAUAACUGGUCUACUUAAUGGUUUUAUUCAAGUAUUUUCAUCGGUUGAGGUUGACAUGAUUUCAGUGGAAAGGAUUCAACAAUUUGUUAAAUCAAUUGACAAAGAGAUUAAUGAUGGUUAUCAUCCAGAAAAUUGGCCUAGUAGUGGACUUGUUAUCUUUGAUCAAGUUUCUCUUCGAUAUAAACACGAUUCACCCUUAGCAUUAGACAAAGUUAGCAUUACAAUUGAACCUAAUCAACACAUUGGAAUUGUUGGUCGAACCGGAUCAGGAAAAUCAACUCUUCUUCAAACUUUAUUCAGACUACAAGAACUUGAAAGUGGUCGCAUUUUCAUUGAUGGAAUUGACAUAAGUUCAAUUAACGUUCAGCAUCUAAGAUCUUCAUUGUUCAUUGUACCUCAAGAUUGUUGCUUAUUUAGUGGAUCCAUACGAUAUAAUCUCGACCCUCUAUGUGACCAUUCAGAUGAACAAAUUUGGAAAGCACUGAGACAAUGUCAGGCCGAUUCGUUGAUUCUAAGCUUGGGAAGUCUUAAUGCAACAAUCAGUGAAAAUGGACGUGAUUUAAGUUUCGGACAGCGACAGUUAAUUUGUUUAACUCGUGCACUUCUCAGCCAAGCAAAGAUAAUCUGUUUCGAUGAGAUAACAUCUUCGAUUGAUCGUGAAACCGAUCAACUUUUGGAGAAAACAAUUCGAACCAAUUUUAAACAUUCCACCAUAUUAACUGUGGCCCAUAAAAUUGAAACAAUCCUUCAUUGUGAUCGAGUGUUAAUCAUGGAGGAAGGAAGAAUAGUUGAAGAUGGAAAUCCUCAGCAAUUAAAGAUGAAUUUAAAUUCUAAAUUUUAUAAACUAUGGUCAUCAAUGAGCACCAAUACCAAAUGAACAUAAAAUUAGUGAUUAACUUUUUUUUCUCACUCUCUCUCUCCCACCAAUUAACUUUGUACUCUCUUUAAACUUUAAUCAACAAUUUCCCAUGAUAAUUAUUAUGAUUAAUGAUUUUUCUCCUUCUUCUUUGUAAUACAAUUAGCUAAAAUUCUAAUCCAAUUUAUAUUUUUGUUGCCAAAAUUUACCAAUCAAAAAGAUAAUAGAAAUAAAUUAAGUCUGAUUAGACAAAAGAA
Panonychus citri (citrus red mite) is the source of this 5058-nucleotide messenger RNA. RefSeq names its product ATP-binding cassette sub-family C member 10-like. The record is from RefSeq and is a predicted model, not a curated record. NCBI's taxonomy places the organism in Eukaryota, Metazoa, Arthropoda, Arachnida, Trombidiformes, Tetranychidae. Gene Ontology annotation, molecular function: ATP hydrolysis activity; ATP binding; ABC-type transporter activity. Gene Ontology annotation, biological process: transmembrane transport. The coding region runs from base 431 to 4822 and encodes 1463 amino acids. Gene Ontology annotation, cellular component: membrane. The transcript has 6 exons.